UGUGUUUACAACAUAGCAAAUUAUAUCUACAGCGUUAUUUAACAAACGAUGAUUAUAGAUAUAUAAAAUUAAAUUACGAAUAAUUUUUAGACGCAGAUAUAUUAAUUAAAAUGGGUAUUUUAGCCACGAAUAAUGAAUAUCCCAAAGCUUCUAACUCGGUUGUUAUCGGAGGAAUACUAACAUAUGUAGCUGGUAUGUUCCUCCUUAUGGCCUUUGCAAGCCCUUAUUGGAUUGAGUCAUACGAGGAAACAUUCAGCAGUUUCAAACGCAUGGGCCUUUGGGAAUAUUGUUUCAAUGAAUUUCGUUAUCCAUAUUAUCAAUUUGACAAAACUUUUGAUGGAUGCCACUAUAUUUUCAGCGAGCAAUUCUAUGUUAUUAGAGAAUGGUUAUUACCAGGAUGGUUGAUGUCAGUUCAAGCUUUUGUAACACUGUCUUUUAUGUUGAGUUUUGGUUGCCAAAUAUUAAUCGCAUUACAGUUGAUCAGAUGGCCCUUAGAUACAGUCUUACGUUAUGAAUGGAUCAUGUCAGGUUUAUCAUUUCUUGGAACUGCAACCGCAUCUUUUAUGAUGUUUCUGGCAGUUGCUAUUUUUGGAGGCAAUUGUUAUCGAAGAGAUUGGUUGAUGUAUCCCAGUUUCAAUGUUCUUUCGUGGUCCUAUGCUUUUGCUGUGAUUUCAUUUAUGAUUCAUGCAUUAGCAGCUUUAUUUUUCUAUGCUGAGGCUAAGAAGAGUUAUGAAAUGAGACGUGAAGCUAAAAAUCUUGUUAUGCAAAUGCAUGAACACAAACAUGAUCAGAGGGAAUAUUCUUAAAUAAUCUGUUAAUAGCAAAAGGUAUUGACAAGAGUAGUAAUACGUUUAGUUUAUGUAUAGACUUGCUUAUAAUA
Messenger RNA from Ctenocephalides felis (cat flea), 880 nucleotides. RefSeq lists its product as uncharacterized. The record is from RefSeq and is a predicted model, not a curated record. Gene Ontology annotation, cellular component: membrane; septate junction. Bases 111 to 806 code for a protein of 231 amino acids. NCBI's taxonomy places the organism in Eukaryota, Metazoa, Arthropoda, Insecta, Siphonaptera, Pulicidae. The transcript is spliced from 4 exons. Gene Ontology annotation, biological process: regulation of tube size, open tracheal system; septate junction assembly.